AUGUUCCGGGAACGACCGCAAUAUAAAGGAAAGAUCAAUAAGAAGCGAAAAUUUUGGUUGGCAAGAAAUGGAAAUUGCGAAAUCGAAGACGUCGUUUUGAGGUUGGUUUCCACGAAAAAUUUUGAUUUUAUUGAUUUUUUCCCAGGGAAAGGUUGCCGAAAAGAUUGGCGAUUCUGAAAGAAAAAGACGGCCCCGUUUUGGGAAUCCAGGCCCUUUUGGACCUUUAUGAGAUCAAUUGGUCGACUUACGAUGAUUUUUUCGGCGAUGAUAGUCGUGAGUUUUAAAAAAAAGCCUUCCUUUUGAGCCGAAAAACAAAAAAAAAAUGCUUGGUUCUAGGAGAAAAAUGGUGUUCCCAGUUAUAAAAAAAGAUUUUUCUCGCAGACAUUUAAGUAAAAUUGUGAUUUUUUGUUUCUUAUCACCAAAAUUGUCAGAAGAAAAGCAAUUUUCCCAUAGUAUUAUAAAAAAAAAAGUAUAUUCGGUAUUAAAAAUUCAGAUUUAUUUGAAUUUUUAGGAGGAAAAAAAAAGCAUAAUUCCACAAUUUUUCGUCUAAUCUACCUGGUUUCAAAGUUAGAAGUUCAGAAUAUCAGAAAUCUGAAUAUUUUUUUCAGAAAGGAAAAUCGAAAAAGUUCUGUUUUCAAGCUUACUGUACCGAAUGGAAUGAUAGUUGCUUUCAAAAAAUUACAGGAAAUUUUUAAGUCCAAAUUUUUUUUUCUUAUGAGGUUAGUUAAUAUUUUUCCGCGUUUUUCAGGUUUUUUUUCGCUUCUUGUUUUUUUAUAGGUUGAAGUUUAGUUAUAACUUUUAGUAUUGUUUCAUAAAAAUUUCUUCAAAUUUUAAGCCGGGUUAGACGAAAUUGUGGAGUUGAACCAAAAUAUAAUUGUAGUGAUUCAUUUUUGGAUUAAAUGUCAAAUAUAAAAAGAGAAAUUCGACAAUUUUUGAAAGAAAACAAUGUUUUUGAUUCUUAUUAUAAAUGCAUUAAAAUACUGUUAGAAAACUACUACUACUCGACUGAUUCUGUGAGUAGUAGUUUUGUUGAUAUAAUGUGUGAUAAGGGUUUCUCGCAGAAGGUAAAGCAGAGUACUCGUGGAAACAAUAUUUUGGAUCUAAUUUUUACGUCUAAGAAAAAUAUGGUGGAAAAUAUAAAAAUUGAAAAGCCUCUAUCUGAUCACUCAACAGUUACUUGCAAAGUGAACAUAAGUAAUCCAAAAAUUAACAUCGAAAAGCAUUUUACUGUAAAUGAUUAUUCAGAGGCAAAUUUCGAAUCUUUAGGACAGAGAUUGGCUUGGAUUGAUUGGAAUUAUCGUUUUAGUACAUGUGACACAGCUGUCAAAAUGUACAGCACUUUUUUGGAUAUAACUUUGCCACUAAUUGAUCAAUUUAUACCCAAGAAAACUAUCAAAAAAAGUCUAAUCUUCCAUCCGAGAUAAUGAAAUUGAAGAGAUACUCUGAAAAAUUCCUACAUAAAAUAUAAAAAAAUCGAAUAAAUCCGAAGACUUAUUGACCUAUAAAACUAAUUGGUGGAAAUACCGGAAAGCUAUCAAAGAUUUUUAGAAUUAAAGAAGAAGAGAAAGCUAUCGAUAAAGGACCAAACAGCAAGAAGUUCUGGAAAUUAUAUUAGAAAUAAGACCACCAUAUUCGUUGAUCCGCCUUUCAUGCAGACUAAAAAUGGAUGCACCAACGAUGAUCAUGAGAAAGCUCAGGCUUUUAACGAUUUCUUCUGUCCCUACAUCUAUUUCGGGAAAUUUAGUACUUGUGUGUGAGAAAUAAAACAUUUUGAUGAAAUCUUUAGUUCAAAAAAAUUUUGGACUGGCAACUAGGAAAAAAGUUACAAAAUUUAUCUAAAACUCCUACCGUAUCUCAGUGAGGGGGCGGAGCCUCACAGUGACUAGCCUAAAAGUUUACACAUAUAGUCAAGUAACUGUGAUAAUAAUUUCAACUCUCAAAACGAAACUUGAAAUUCUUGUACCAUCACUUUUUUCAAAAAACAUGUGAUAAAAAGCUAGAAAAAGUCAAUUUUUAGCCGAAGGAAUGAUGAAAACGCUCAAGUUUCUCGCCAAAUAUGGGAUUAUUCGAAACGAAGUGAUUUGUUCUACUUGCUCCCGACAAAUGAACCUUAUCGCCAAACCGGCGAUUAAUGAUCAAUAUGAGGUAUGAGUAGGUUAAUAGUAAUAUACUUUGUGCCUGUCCACGGUCCAAAGGGUCACAAGUUCGAACCCCACCAAGGAGUUUAAGAAAUUUAGGUAGAGUGGGAAGUCACGGCUUCAUAAUUAAGGUUUAUUAAUAGAUCACCACUGAUAUUAGGUUAUCGACUUGAGGCUCAAACGGUAAAAAAAGCUCAAGAAGAAGAGAAUUAAUGUUGAAAAGCGAAUUUCUUGAAAUUCUUUAGGGUGGCCUUUUUAAUUUCAUUCGAGGGGUCACUUCCAUUUUUCCUAGUUCAUAGAAGGUGCAGAAGUGGUCACUUUAGUGUAUCUUCCUUUGUCUCACUUUAGGGGCCACUAAAACCUUUCUUGUCAGUUGAUAGUAGCUGAAAAAAUGAACCAUUCAGUAGAGCCUUUUUCGCUUCACUUUAGGGGUCACUUCAACUUUUUGCAGUUGAUAGAAGGUGCAGAAGUGGUCACUUUAGUGCGGCCUUUUUUGUCUCACUUUAGAGGUUACUACAGCUUUUUACAGUUGAUAUAAGGUGCAAAAGUGGUCACUUUAGUGUGUCUUUCUUUGUUUCACUCUAGGGAUAACUUAUAUUUUUUUUUAUCAAUCGAUAGUAGCUUAAAAAAUGAACCAUUCAGUAGGGCUUUUUUUGCUUCACUUUAGGGGCCACUUCAACUUUUUGCAGAACGGGGCAGAAGUGGUCACUUUAGUGUGUCCUUUUUUGUCUUAUUUUUUUGAGCCAACCCAAUUUCUCUCAUCAGGUGAUAGAAGGGGCCUUGAUGGACCCUUUAGUGUGUCCUUUUUUGCUUCACUUUAGGGUCACUUCAACUUUUUGCAGUUAGUAGAAGGUGCAGAAGUGGUCACUUUAGUGUGUCUUUCUUUGUCUCACUUUAGGGGCCAUUUCAAUCUUUCUUAUCAGUUGAUAGUAGCUCAAAAAAUGAACCAUUCAGUAGGGCCUUUUUUGCUUCACUUUAGAGGUCACUUCAGCUUCUCGUCUCAAAAAAAGUUUUACAGUGGCGCUGCGCGUACUGUUGCAGCCGAGGCCUGAAAGGGGGCCGGAAAAGUAUCCGAGGCGACUCGUGGCUGAUCCGCAGCAAUAUGAAGCUGUCGAAGAUUUUCCGACUCGGAAUUCAAUGGUCUUCGAGGCCUUUCGACACCUACGAGGAGAUCGAAUCCAGGGUCAACGUGACCUGCACGUCUAUCGGCAACUAUUAUCGGUAUUUCGGAAAGGUAAUCAGAAAAGAAAGAAACUUCAGCUUCAUCUAGCCUUUUUUCUUGAGCUACCGUAUCCAUCUUCUCGAGUGUUUAGGUCAAAUUAAAGGAGCAUGCACAGGGACAGGUCGCCAAAGGGAAGCGUCCCUGAAGAUUUCUGUAGCUUUAAAGAUGAAAACUUGAAAUGCAGAGCAACCUUACUGUAUAAAAAAAAAUUCAGAAUCUAAAAUUGGAAAAAAAAAACGUUAUAACUGACUUAGCUUUGUUCAAGCUUUGUCACAGCGAAGCACUCUAAAAAACGCUCAGGGACGACAGAAUGGCCCCUAUAGGGGCGAAAUUUGAGCUCGUAAUGGUUCCUUUCUAGGGACCACCUUACCUCCCUUAUAAAGAGCGCUAAAGCUUGCAAAACUUACCAAUUUAGAGGGGCAUGAUAGUAAUCACCAUAAUAGACUACUACAGGGACCACUUGAGCAUUAGGAGCUUAGGGAUCAGACUCUAUACUUUUAUAAGAACCACCUCAAUUUCCGCCCCCUAGCCUUUACUAUUUUGUCUAACAGGGGCUUUUGUUUCCCUAAUCACUCUAGGGACCCCUUCGGUGUUCCUGAGCAGUCUACGUUUUGACUUUGCAACGAACUUAACUUUUGAGUAAAGUUUUGACGAUUUGAAAAAGAAAUGUCGUUACGAAAAUUGCUUUUUGGGCAGCUCCCAAGAAACUUGUACUUCAAAGCCUCUCGAGAACUAGGCGUCUUGCCAUUCCAAAUGCGACCUACCACAGAUUUUUAGGUUAGAAUUGAUGAUGCGAAACACUCAAAAUUCCCCAUCAAGUCUGAUAGUAACAGCUCCGCAGCCGCUACUCGUUUAGCCAUUCCAAAUGCGACCAAAUAAACCAAAAAUGAGCCGAGCUGCUUCCAGGUGUGCCAGCACUGGUGCAGACGGACGGCCGAGAAGCAGGGGAACCAGGAAAUAAAGACGGAGAUCGACCUGAAACCGGAACUUGACGUUGCCGCCGAGUUGGGCGGCGACGUGAAGCCCGACUUCAAGUGCACCCGGAGGGGCAUGGCCAUGCCGAUGGGCGACCUCAACGACGAGCUUUCCGAAGACGAGUUCUCCCCCAACGUCUCCAUCUACCUCUUCCGGCUCAUCCAUCUCCACACCAAGAUAUUCCAACAACUCCUUUUUGAACUGAAUCUCAUGAAUCCACCGUAA
Messenger RNA from Caenorhabditis auriculariae, 4560 nucleotides. The record is from the annotation of a GenBank genome assembly. Lineage: Eukaryota; Metazoa; Nematoda; Chromadorea; Rhabditida; Rhabditidae.